Messenger RNA from Drepanopeziza brunnea f. sp. 'multigermtubi' MB_m1, 2100 nucleotides. RefSeq lists its product as uncharacterized. Gene Ontology annotation, molecular function: acyl-CoA oxidase activity; fatty acid binding; FAD binding. Gene Ontology annotation, cellular component: peroxisome. Gene Ontology annotation, biological process: lipid homeostasis; fatty acid beta-oxidation using acyl-CoA oxidase. The record is from RefSeq and is a predicted model, not a curated record. NCBI's taxonomy places the organism in Eukaryota, Fungi, Ascomycota, Leotiomycetes, Helotiales, Drepanopezizaceae.
AUGUCUCCAACUCCUCAAUGGGUCAAGGACCUGAAGCCGUCUCCUCCACAAGGGACAGAACUCAUCAAGGCGGAGAGAGAGACGUCCAAUAUCUCUGUCGAGAAGCUCUCCAACUUCCUCUUCACUAAAGAUGUCCUGGACCGUCAGCAAAAGAUCCUGGAGAUCCUUCAAGCGGACAAGGUGUUUGACAAGUCCAACAACUAUUUCGAUGGACGGGUCGACAGGUUCCAGACCUCGCUGGCCAAAGCGAAGAGGUUAAGGCAAUUAUAUGUCAAGCACAACUGGACUCAGGAUGAGUACAUGAUGGCCAACGACCUCAUCAGCGAGCCUACGCCUUAUGGAUUGCAUGCAACCAUGUACCUUACAACUCUCCGAAGCCAAGGAACCGAUGAGCAGCACAAGCUCUUUCUCGAACCUGCUGAGAAUUACAAGGCUAUUGGCUGCUAUGCGCAGACGGAAUUGGGACACGGAUCGAAUGUGCGAGGUUUGGAGACGACGGCCACUUGGAACCCAGAGGACAAAACUUUUGUUCUUCAUUCCCCACACCUCACCGCAUCGAAGUGGUGGAUCGGAUCGCUUGGACGGACAGCAAAUCAUGCGGUUGUGAUGGCACAGCUCAUCAUCGGUGGAAGGCCAUAUGGACCGCAUCCAUUCGUCUGCCAGAUCAGAGACAUGAAGACACACGAGCCAUUGGAGGGAGUACACGUUGGUGACAUUGGACCCAAAUUUGGCUACAACACUAUGGAUAACGGAUUUCUCCUCUUCAACAAGGUCAAGAUCCCACACGUCAACAUGCUAGCCAGAUUCUCCAGAGUCGAUCCCGAAACUAGUAAAUACGUCAAGCCAUCCUCUCCAUCUCUGAUUUACGGUACUCUGACCUGGGUGCGGUCCACGAUCGUCUUGCAAUCUGGAGGAGUCCUGGCUCGAGGUGUGACUAUUGCCACAAGAUAUGCUGCAGUGAGGCGUCAAUUUCAAGACCGAGAUGCUCCAUCAGGAUCCGACGGAGAGAACCAAGUUCUGAACUAUACUAUGGUGCAGUUCCGUCUUCUUCCUCUGUUGGCAGCCACAUUUGCACUCCAUUUUACUGGAAAGUCUAUGAUGGCCAUGUACCAGGAAAAUCAAAAGAGGAUGCAACAAGUGGGUGCGGAGGGCUCGAAAUCCAAUCGUGGCCCUGGCCCUGAGGAGACGCACUCUGGCAGUGAUCUUCUUGCUGACUUGCAUGCCACAUCCUGCGGGUUGAAAGCUCUUGGUAGUACCACCGCCGCUGAGGGUCUCGAGGUCUGCCGCAGAGCUUGUGGCGGACACGGAUACUCUAGCUUCAGUGGAAUCGGCUCUUGGUAUGCCGACUACCUUCCCACAACCACUUGGGAAGGUGACAACUAUAUGUUGACUCAACAGGUCGCACGAUACCUCCUCAAAUCUGCUCGGGCAGUUCUCAAAGGUAACGCCCCGAACAAUGAUACAUCCCGCAUUUUCGCCAAAUUUUUGAAGAAACAAGACAUGGGCGCCGCUUUCGACAUUCUGGGUUCCGACAGUGACCUUGUUGAUGCAUUCGCAUGGCGUGCAUCCUUCCUUACCUUUGAGGCCCUCAAGCACCGAGACGUCGAGAAGAACUCGUGGAACUCUCUGCUGGUAGACUUCUGGCGCCUCAGCACAGCUCACUCUCAAUACCUCGUCGUCAAGAAUUUUUACGAUGCCCUUCAAUCCGAGUCUCUACGCUACGAACUCGACCCCGCCACUAUCGAUGUUCUGCACAAGCUCUUCCGUCUCUACGCACUUAAUACGCUCGAGAAAGAAGCUUCUGAGUUCUACUCAUCCUCUGCUGUCACAGUGCGCCAGAUCCAACUCGCGCGCACAAAGUCUGUGAUGAACCUAUUGCAGGAGAUCAGACCGCAUGCUUUGCGAUUGGUUGAUGCUUGGGCUUUUCCGGACUGGCAGCUUGACUCCAGCCUGGGACGGAAAGACGGAAAGGUGUACGAGGACAUGUUCUACAGAGCCAGCCAGUUGAACCCUUUGAAUGGUCUGACGGUGGACCCGUACCCAGACAGUGAUGUUUUGAUCAAGAAGGACGAGACAAGCUCUUUCAAGAGCAAGUUGUAG